Molecule: messenger RNA, 6152 nt
Organism: Scomber scombrus (Atlantic mackerel)
Lineage: Eukaryota; Metazoa; Chordata; Actinopteri; Scombriformes; Scombridae
Product: tubulin-specific chaperone cofactor E-like protein
Exons: 11
Coding region: 1121-2539 (472 amino acids)
Biological process (GO): protein folding
Molecular function (GO): alpha-tubulin binding
Source: RefSeq, a predicted model, not a curated record
UAAAGCCAGUGACCAUCAAGGUCCUUGAAGUAGCCUGUCAGAGCUCAUUUCCGGAUGUUUACACAGUUUAAAUGUACACCAUGUUAAAGAAUAACAGAUACUCCUGUUUUGUUAUGAGUUGUACUGCAUGACCUCAUCCUUUCAGCUAAAAACAGAAUCUGAUUGAUGCACAUUACGGUGUCCAGUACACAAUAUUCUAGUCAAUUACAUAUACACAAACACACAAAAUGGGACCUGUAGUGCCCUGCUACAACUAUCAGCAAUUGGGAAUGUAUUGUACAUAUUGUACAUAGUGUGUUGAUUUGGCAAUAAUUGUUCUGGCUCCAGUGUAUUUUACUACAUCUUCUAUUUCACAACAUUUAACAAUGCACUGACUCAUCAUCAUAACCUUUUCAAAAUAAUAAAAUGUUAUAAAGAAAGAAACAAGUCCAAGUUUCAAAAUGUAGUUACUGGUUUAAUGCCACGUUAGAAAAUCCAUAAUUGGCCUUUUUCACAGCAGAUACAUUUCUUUUCAUAGCAGGAGAUGCACAGGUGUUAAUAAUACAUUAACAAAGGCCACUGUAUGUACAACACAUGGUUCCUGAACAUCAAUAAUGUUAUUAGUUACACCUGCACUUUCCCUGCUUUGACAAGUCUCAGUGUCUACCAUGAAACAGCUCCAUCAUCAUAAUGAGAGAUCUGCAGAGUGUCAGGCGAGCUACACAUGAAACAAGACAAGACAAAUCCUCAUCAGCAGCAAUAUCAACAGCAACACAAUGACAUCAUGGGCACAUCUUGUCUGGAGGUACCUCAGGUCUUUUUCUGUUUUGUUUUAUUUUUCUCUUCCCAAUUUGAUAGCACCUCAUAAAAUAGAAUGUAACUUAAAAAAUAUUUCCAACUCAAAGGGAAGUUAUUGAAUUAAAAGAAGAAAAAAAAACGUUUCAUGUGAUAAGCUACGUCACUUCCAGGAUGCAGGGGAGAGCAAAAUGACAGCUGGUUUGUUUUCAUCAACAAGGAAGAUUCAGAGUAGAUAUUAAAGUGUCAUGAGCUGAGCGCCUCCCCAGUUCCUCUCUUCCCUGGCCUGUUCAGAGCAAAUACUGACAGCUGACCAAAGAGGGACGAACAUUUCUUCUGGAGACUCAUGUCAACCCUGCCAGUCACUCUGGAGCCAUCAGUACAGAAACAGAAAAAGACAACAAACAGUGAUAGAGGUCAAAUCAAGGGAAACGUCUCUUCAGCUGAGGGGGCAGGGGUUCAGUGGAACGGAGACAUGGAGCCACCAGAGGUCAAUAUGGGUCGUACCUUUGUGGAGGUGAUGAGUGAAAAGUACAGCCCGGAGAACUUCCCAUACCGCCGAGGACCUGGCAUGGGCGUAGUGGUGGUGCCCACCUUAGGUCCCCAAGGUUCCCCCAUGAAAGACCGUCUGAACCUGCCCAGUAUGCUGGUGUUGAACAGCUGUGGAAUCAGAAGGGCAGGAGAACAGGCUGAAAUUGCUGCCUUCUGUACCCACGUGGUGGAACUGGACCUGUCCCAUAAUAAGCUGCAGGACUGGCAUGAGAUCAGUAAAAUUGUCUCCAACAUUCCCAACCUGGAGUUCCUCAACUUGAGCUCUAACCCACUGGCAGGAAUGACCCUUGAGCCAAGGUGCGCUGAAGCCUUCUCCCGAGUCCGACGCCUCGUCCUCAACAACACCCAAGUGUCAUGGGACACUAUGCUGCUGCUCACCCAACAGAUACCCGAUCUGGAGGAGUUGUUCCUGUGCCUUAAUGAGUACAGUUGCGUGAGCACCUCCAGAUUGGCCUGCCCCAGCCUGCGCCUGCUUCACAUCACUGACAACAGCCUCCAGGACUGGGCCGAAGUCCGCAAGUUUGGUUCCAUGUUCCCCGGCCUGGAUACUCUGAUUAUGGCCAAUAACAACUUGGCCUCCAUUCAGGACAGCAAGGAAAUCCUGCAACGUCUCUUCCCCAAUCUACGCAGCGUCAACCUGAACAACGCAGGUCUUAACCGAUGGGAAGACAUUGAGAAGCUGAACUUCUUCCCCAAGUUGGAGGAGGUGCGACUGCAGGGCAUUCCCUUGCUGCAGGCCUACACCAAUAUGGAGCGACGCAGCCUCAUGAUAGCACAGCUUCCCUCAAUAUCGCUGUUAAAUGGCAGCGUUGUGACUGACAGCGAGAGAGAAGACGCAGAGAGGUUUUUCAUCCGUUACCAUUUCGAUUACCCUGAGGAGGAGCUGCCUUACAGAUACCAUUGCCUUGUAACCAAAUAUGGAAAGCUGGAACCCCUCGCUGAGAUUGACCUCCGGCCUCGCUGCCGUGCCCAGGUGGAGGUUCACUAUGAGGAAAAAGUGGAACAGCUGAGCAUCCGUUUGGACCAGACAGUAGCAGAGCUGAAGAAGCAGCUGACAACAGUGGUCCAGCUGUCCACCAACAGCAUGAGGAUCUAUUACAUUGACAAGUGCACCGCCUUUGGUCCAGAGGAAUUGAAGUACAACACCCGGGCACUCCACUCCUACAGUAUCCAAGACGGUGAUGAGAUACUAGUGGUGCCCAAGAUCAAGUGAAUAGCCGGCUUCCAACUGGCUGAUUAGGAUAACUUGAUUGUUUCAUUUGAUUAUUGGUUGAUUGGCUAACUGACAUUGAAAAAUAAUUGGAAACUGCACAUGGAACAGCAUCAGCAGCCUACUUGUUGGAAUGAAGAGGGAGCAAAACAAGAAAAUGAUGAACACCAUCAUGGGGACUGGACAGUGGCGUACAGUGGGCUGCUGGGAGGCGCUGACUGGAAAUGCAGCCAGUCUGGAGAGAAUUAUGUUUUUAUUUAUUUCAGCUUUAUUUUAGGGCAUCCAUUGAAGUUGGUGGACAAAUCUGUCACACUGGAGAACAGGCCAAGAGAGAAACUCGCAGUCCGCUAGCAGCUUAUGCAGAAGGGAGAGCACUGCUGUACCAGCAAAGCUUUGCUGUAGCUCUAUCUUAGUAUACGGCAUUUACCAUAGCACCUGCAAGGCAAGUAUCCAACACCACUGGCUUGCCCAAAAGCUACCCUGAUUAGUCAUGAGGCAGCGCUGCCCAGUGAAGAGGGACUGCUAUUCUCAGCUGCACUUUUACUGUAGGCACAAAAUCAGGAGGAGCAGCAGUCGUUAAAGGAAAAAUCCUGCCUAAACACUAUUAAAUGCAGGUGUUGGUGAUGAAAUUUGCAAUUUUUUGGCUCCAUUUUGUUGUUUGGUGGUGUUUUUUCAUAAAUUCUUGAGGAUAACUUGCCAAACACAAAAAGUUUAAUCAGUGAAAAAUACCAACAGAUUCCAAAUUCUUCUUUGUAGAGCUGUCAUAACAUUCAAGAAUCAUUUAGAAAUGUAUCCUUGAAUAAGCUCCUUAAAGAUCCCCUCCAGACAUGUUUUAAUAUGUAUAAAAAAGACCCUGCUUUGAAUUAUAAUUUUCAUCUGAUGAGGUUUUUCCACAAAAUAGUUUGAUAACCUUCAUAAAAUCUCUUUUCCCUCACUAAAAAAAAGCCAGAAAUCAUGAACAUGCUAUUUUAAUUUAGCUACUAGACACAACAUGUCUCCUACUUCAAUGUAAAGUCCAUUCUCAGUGUUUAUGCUCUGCAGGCUUCAAAUUUCCUCAUCACACUUGUGUAAGUUGCAUUUUGGCUCCAAACUAGUUGUGAUGUCACAAAUUCUGCUCGUACAAACAUGUCUUGAAUUAAGGUUUAGGUAAGCAAAGAUACAUUUCCUCCUUCAGCAGAUUCUGCACAGUGAAGCUCAGGCAGAAAACUGAAGGAGAAAGGAAAACACAUUUUGAGUGGAGGGGGAUUUUUAAGUGGGAGUAGAUGAGGCAGAGAGUGAGGAAAUUGGUCAUACGAGAAGGAAAAUGACACCACUUUAUGACAAAAUGGGUCGGGGAGUGUAAUGGUCACAAAUUGAUGCUAACAGCGUGAAGACCAUGUGAGGGUUGAUUUUUCCUUUAGCACUGUGUCUCAAAUCAGAGCACACAUGCACACAGUCACACAUGCCCACACAGGUUACCACAAAGCAGCUGUUGUCAUGUUAUGUGCUGCCCCCUACGGGCUUUAUGUGUCCCUGCUGAAAAUGGAUCCCUGCCACAAUAAGUUUAGGGUCUUUUGUGUAGGGAACCAGUGAUACACACACACACACACACACACACACACACACACACACACACACACACACACACACACACACACACACACACACACACACACACCAGGGUACCAAAAGAUAAUCUGUCAUUGCACAUUCUGUACAGGAGAAGUAUGAGGGAAUCUACAUUUUAAAUAUCACAUAAGUGCAGGUUUAAUUAUAUCCAGAUCAUGUGAUUUUUAGUUCAGCACAACCUAGGGUAGAAAGAUGAGGUUCAGAGGUUUAGUAAAGUGUUAGAUAAUUAAUAUGCUUUUAAUAAGAAUACGGUUUUAUUCAAUGCUCUAUUUUUGUCUUACGUGAUUUAAAUAAUUGGAUUAUUUAUUUAUUUACUUGCUUAUGAUCAUGUUUUAUUGAUUUUUUUAAAUGUCUAAUCAAUAUACAUAGUUUAUUUAUAAUUGUCAAAGUAACUAAUCAGUAAUUAUCUUUGAACAGAUGCUGAUUUUUGGCUUAGUGUAAAGGGGCGCUCCACUAAUUUUACACAUUAAAUGUAGUUUACUAAUCUUGAAUCAUCUCAAUCUUGAAAAACUUUAAAGUUUGUGGAAAAAACCCCAAAGAAACUCAAAGACAUAAUCUGGGAUUAGGCUUGACACUUUUUAACAGAAAGUCUGUUUUAUGAAAUGUUGUUGGGAUUGAAAAAGACCAGCAUUUCAGAGGCUACAAGGUCUUAUGAAAGACUAUCCAGAUGCAAUAUGGGAAAUGUAGGCUCCAGUGUUAUAGGGACUAAAAAUCAGGAUAGCUCGACCUCUGCUGCUUCGAUUUUGACUGUUCCUUUUUCAAAUCUGUCUUUGUCGAGUGCCCCAACUUUCAGGAAGUGCAAUGCUAAAACACUGGAGAGCCCAUUUAAACUGAAAUAUUCUUUCACGCCUCUAUAUCAGUGUUUCAUCCACCAAGUUAGCGUAUUCUUCAUUUCAGACCAUCCUGGGCAGAGAUACUUUCACCAAAGAUAGCUCAUUACAAUAUUCUAAUUAAUGCGGAAUAUAUUCUGUAUGUAUUGAUUUAACUAUACAGCAUCCACCUUAUAUAAGAGGAGCGUUGACAUUUGAUGCUUGGUGCCAUCGAUUUUUCCUAUGGCAAGCAACUUAGCAGAGUAGGGGAUUCCUGACAACGCAUAGUGUUAUGGCCAUGGGAACAACCGAUACGUCAAGACACAAAAUGAAAUAUUCACAUUAAUUGGCUUUUUUGGAAAUAGAUGUAUAGAUAUAAAGAUAAAUUCCUCCACUGAUGAUGACAAACCCAGCUCAGCAUGCUUUGGCUUCUUUUUAACAGUGUUUUUUCCUCCAAAGUAUCCGUAUCUCAAGUAUGUAUCCCACAGUACCUAUUAUACUUAACCUGUUUAUUUUAUAACACUACUGCUAUACUUGAAUAUUAGAAGGUGUUAUAUAAUAACACAAAUGAGUUUGUAUGAAAGUGUAACAACGCCAUAAAGCAGGUUAUUAUGGAAGGAAAAAAAAGAGAUAAUACUGACACCUGUUUCCCCAUUCUAUCACAGAAUAAUGUUGCUGAAUAAAUGUUAGUGUAGCAUGAACCACAGCCAUAGAAACCAGCACACACACUGAUGCAGCAGUGCAGUGCUGGCAUAAACACAUCCAAGUCUGGACUGAAGUAUUGAGUUCUGGUGUCUGUGCUUAUCAGUGUAAGAUUUUUGAAGUGAGAACAUGCAGUGUGUAAUCGUAUGCGAGGUGGGUGAUUUUUAUGAUAUGCAUGUCUUUUAUUUAAUUAUUUUCUGUGUUUGAGAGGAAAGUGGCCACUAUGCCUGCCUACAUUUAUGGAAUAAUACACUUGAUGGAACUUUUAUAUGAAGCCCAAGGGAAAAUAUUCAUGAUGUAAAUGUAUUGUUCAUCUAUUGAAUUUAUUUAUUUAUUUUAAUGAAUAGUUAAAUGUUGUCAUGUUCAUGCUGUCCAACCUGCUAAAAUCUGAAAAUAUUGGGUAAGCCAUUUCACAGCCCUUAAAGCCGCUAAAAUUUUGGUUUCAAAUGUUAAGUAUUUGUCUGUAACAUUAAAAAUUCAUGAUAAAUGAGUAACAA